AUGAAUAAAACUCGAAAAUAGUAGAGUCAAUAAAAGUUAAAACUAUCCUUUAUUUCUAAUAAGAAAAGAGAGUUUAAUUUCAAAAUAUAAGAAAAAAUAUAUUCAAAAGCCUUAAAACCUAUUGUUUUCUAGGUCAAACCUUCCUCUCUAAAAAAUUUAGAUUUAGCCACUACAUUAAAGUAAUCAAAAAUUUCACUGUAUAUAUAGUUCUGAAUUACUAUUGAAUGAAUCCUUUCAAGAUAAUAGAAGUUGUUGUUGUUUGGAAUGUGGAACAGAUAAUAAGAAGACUAAACAUUUAUAAAAAAAGUUUAUAAUCUUCUCAACCAAAAUGUCAGUACUUAGAAAACAGAGAUUAUCAAAGAGAUUACAAAAUGGAGUUUUCUGCAUAAUGUAUCUUUUGAGAAAGUGGAAAAAAAUUAGAUAAUAAGAAAGAGCAAAAAGAUUAUUUAGGUUUAAAACUAAAGUCUUUGAAAACUAACCUUUUAUUCCUGGACAAUCACAUCAUAAUGUUAAUCCAAUAACAUAAGGAAAAUCUUCAAUUCCAGAUGAUGAUAAAGUAAACUUUAAUUAAUAAACCUAAUCUAUAUAAGCUUAAAUUAUAGAUUAGAAACAUAAAUAGAGAUUAUCAGUAAAACUCUACCUAUAAAAAAAAUUAAAUAACAGCAAAGCAUAAUCCUAAAGCACAUUACCAAUCAUCCCUUACAGCAAAUAUCAUAAUUUACUUUAACCUAUGAGGAUUCUGAAAACUUUAGGAGAUGAAUAAAAUUCUUCAAAAAAAGAGUAUAAUUUAGUUAAUUAUAACUCUUCUUUGAUUAAUUCUCCUUAUCUUUGUUAAUUUAAUGGAUAAAAAGGAUAAGAAUAAGGUCUUUCUUAAGUAAAAUCAGCUAGAUCUGUAACUAAGAGUAUAUCAUCUGAAACUUUCUUUCCUUAUAAAUAAAAUAUAAAUAAAUUUAGAUAAAACAUUGUCAAGAAGAUGAAGAAUAUAGUUUGA
Paramecium pentaurelia is the source of this 991-nucleotide messenger RNA. The record is from the annotation of a GenBank genome assembly. Lineage: Eukaryota; Ciliophora; Oligohymenophorea; Peniculida; Parameciidae.